UCUCGCACCCGUCGGCCAACCGAGACGGAGACCCCGAUUCCCCCAAUUUGUGAAACUCCCGAUCCAAAUCCAUCCAUCCCAACCCUAGAUCCCUCCUUCCUCCGGUCCCCCUCCCGCGACCCCGGCCCGCCAGAAGAGCACGCCGCCGCCGUCGCCGAGGAUGGAUUCUAAACGUAGGAGGAGUCAUAGUCCAGUUGAAUACAAGGAAGGCCGUGAUAAAGAUUAUGAGAAUUCUGGAAGGAAGGACAACUCGAGAGAUCUAGAGGAGUUGAGUAAUUCCAGACCUGGCAGAGGUCAUGAAUUUCCUAGGCACGCUGAUAGGCAUUCCUAUGAAACAUCACGUGAAACCAAGAGGCAUGAUGAUUAUAGGAGGUAUCAUGAUAAGCAUGCUGAUGAUUAUGGGAGGAGCCAUCCAAGAGCCUCUCGGUCAGAUCGUGAAUCAAGGGCUGAUACUUACUAUGAUCGUUCCAAGCGUGGUGGCACAUCUGGUAGAUCACGUGGUGAUCAGCGAGAUGUUGACAGCAGGUAUGGAGAGAAAUCUGUUAAUCGAGAGCAGAGGAGUAAGAAUGAAGGAAAGCAAGAGUCCCCUUGUAACUAUCAAAGAUAUGAUGAUGGAGAGUACGACAAAUAUGCAGACGCAAGAAAGCAAGAUUACCCUUCCAGAGGUUAUGGAGAUGAUAGAGAACAUGUUGAGAAAAGGGAUCAUUACAGGGUUGGUGGUAAGAACAAAGAAAUCAUCAAGGAGGAGGAGGUCCUGAAGAAGAGAAACGGAAAGGAAAUUGAAAAGGAAGCUGGGGUAGAUACUAAGGAGAGGAAAAGAAGUUUAUUCAGUUCUGCUGGGCCAAAUGUUGAUUGCUCAGGGGAUGCCAAGCUAUACUCAACCACAAAUGAAGCCUUGGAUAAAUCUGGAGGAACCUUAGACGGUGUGAGUGCAGCUAAAAUUGCAGCCAUGAAAGCUGCCGAAUUAGUGAAUAGGAACAUUGCAGCAUUUGGUCCUGGAACUGGGCGCUUAUCUACUGACCAGAAGAAAAAGCUUCUUUGGGGCAACAAAAAGAGCAAUCCUUCGGAGGAGACAAGUAAUCGCUGGGACUUGAGUUUGUUUUCUGAUCAUGAGCGCCAAGAGAAAUUUAACAAACUCAUGAGUCUGAGGAUGCCUUGGCCUAUUGCAGGGUGUGAAGAGCAGUGCCCCGGUUCAGGAGAACAAGGUCGAGAACAAGGAUGGGAGCUCAGCAGAAGCCAAGAAACAGGAGGAGCUCGACACCAACCUGGAGAAGCAUUACAUAGCAGGCCUGCGGAGGAGAGAUGGCCGGACAGUUGGUCUUGGCCUCUAGGAAACUGUGUUUGCAAAUGCUAUGGCAUCCAGAAAUCCGAGAGCUUGCCUAUGCGUUUCUGUGGCUUGUUUAUCCUUGCACGUAGAAAUUUAACUGGUUUUUUUGCGUUGUCUGUAUUACUGGGUUGUCAUGAAGCUCCUAAACAGUUAUGCCUGCAUGACACUUGUCUGCCGCGUUGGGAUGACUUAUCAUUCUGGAUGACUUGUUCACUGGUAUCUUUCAUUUGCGUAGGAAUACACUACAAACAGGACCGCAGCUACUUGAUGGCACAUGUUUUGUGUGGACCUCGGCAUGAGAAGAACCGAGGCUUUCAUCGUGGACAUGGAUUCUCUAAGCGUUGGCUCUGAAUCUUGUCA
Molecule: messenger RNA, 1687 nt
Organism: Phragmites australis (common reed)
Lineage: Eukaryota; Viridiplantae; Streptophyta; Magnoliopsida; Poales; Poaceae
Exons: 6
Coding region: 161-1678 (505 amino acids)
Source: RefSeq, a predicted model, not a curated record